Messenger RNA from Leptinotarsa decemlineata (Colorado potato beetle), 1055 nucleotides. RefSeq lists its product as uncharacterized. Lineage: Eukaryota; Metazoa; Arthropoda; Insecta; Coleoptera; Chrysomelidae. The record is from RefSeq and is a predicted model, not a curated record.
ACACCAAAGAGCAACAAACUUCAAUUCAAAAGAAGAAGCAGUUUUGCUUAGUAUUGUUACAAAAUAUAAGGGAAUUAUUGAAAAUAAAAAAACAGACAGUAACAAUAAUAAACAAAAGCGUGAAUGUUGGGAAAAAAUUGAAGUACAGUUCAACAGUCACAGUGGUGAGGUCUUCAGAGGUUGGAACACGUUAAGGAAAAAAUAUGAAAACAUUAAAAAAAGGAGUAAAAGAAAAAUAGCAGAUGCAAAAUGUCAUGUAAUGUCUACUGGAGGAGGCCCACCGAAUAAACCAAUUGAAGUCAAUGAUGUUGACAUACUUGUAAGGGAUAUUUCGGGCAGUAGAGUUGAAGGACUGCAAUCUGAGUUUGGAGGUGAUGCAUCUAUUUCAGGAACAGAAUUCAUAACAAUUGAAUGUGAGGAUAAUGAUAUCUCUUUUGGAAUACCUGAGGUGAUACCAAAUAAUGAUUUUACGGAGGAAGAAUAUGCCAUUCAAGGACAAUUGGAGAAUACACAACAUGAAACAAAGAGAAUGGAUCAGAUGAAAGAAGAAACAAAGGCUAAAAUGGACUGGUCCAAAUCUACUCCCGACAACUUAAGGACCCUAAAAUCUAAGGUUCUUAUUUCAGGCGAGUCUGGGAAUAAGCGAAAAAGGAAUGAGUAUGAAACACUUUGUAGUAAAGUAAGUCACUGGGCAGAAGCCAAAUCAAGUUUAGAGCAAAUCAAAAUUUCUCAGAUGGAGAAAGAACACAAUUUGAAAUUGAAAAUAAUGAAAGAUAAAUCAGAAGCUGAAAUUGAAAUGAUGAGAAAGGAGACAGAAGCCAGGAUUGACAACUCCAGAAAAGAACUGGAGGUAACUCUGGAGGGUAUUAGGGAGCAAAACAAUUUAAAAAAGGAGAUUUUGUUAUUAGAAAAACAUUUUCUUCUUUUGAAAAAGUCGCAAAAUUAUGAGAUGCCUAAAAAAUUUCAAUUUUUCAAUGUAACAGGAUAGUUUUCUAUGUUCAUUCUUUGUAUUUAUUUAGAAAAAUGGUAAAAUAAAUGUUUGUGAAUUAAUCCUA